UGUUGUUCUUUGUCUUCCCUUUCUCGUUGGGACCGCCGACGAAGAAUUCCAGAGCAGACGCGCACACCUUCAUCGAUGGACAACCAUUGCACGGAAGGAUAGUUCGCUCUCACUGUUUCCGUUUUCCAUCGAACCGCGGAACGAUAGCUAGCGGCGACUUGCGUUACGGCACAAAACAAUUCUCGCCAUGGGCAACGGCCACAACCACCGCUCCCUGCUCUGGCUCCUGCUGCUGGCCUCUCCCCCGCAACAAGCCACCUGCCUCCAGCAGCUCCUGUCGGAACAGGUCGGCAACCAGUAUUCCCGGCUGACGUCGACGAAGUGGAGGGUCCGCCUCGACGUCGGGUUGCAGCCGGGGACGUGGAUGCCCAGACGGUACCCGGGGUGGGCCGAGUCGGGGGCCCGCCUGGUCGUCGACGCCGACAUCGAGUUCACGGACGACCUCCUGCCCCGAACGGUUCCCGGGGAGCCCCUGGUGGGACCCCGCGACCAGACGGGGGUCCUCCGGGUCAACCACCUCGGAAAGGAUUCGGGCACCACGAGGAGGGGCAGAGACAGAGACAGCGAUCAAAAACCCUACAACCCGUCGACCUUUGUCUCGGAAAAGGGGACGCAGACCGUCCGCUUCACCGACGGGGGCUGGUGCAUCAAGCGGCCCACGGCGGACGUGAAGAACGCCGAGGGCGGAAGGGUCCAGCCAGGGGGGAUCCUGGGCUUUUGGCUGGAUUGCGAGAGUGGUGCCACGCGUCGGGACGUGGAGAUCCUUCCAAAGACGAGGAUCUUCUUUACGACGGGCGUGUGGGACGAUCCGGCGGGCCUGCAGGCCCUCGAGGACGAAUACCGGGUGGCGCUCUCGGACCUCGAGGAGAUCGAGGACCGGACCCGGGAAACACGGAGGGACGAGGGGCCGUCCAAGAACCUGCUGGAGCGGUUCCGUGAGUUCCGCACCAUGUUCCAGGACGCCGACGCCUACGACAAGCUGAGGCUGCGGAAGGAGGAACUCGAGCGCCGGUCGCCCCCGAGGUCGUCGGCGGUGGCCAAAAACGGGGUGAAGAUGGCCCCGAACGGAUCCCUCGUCAUCAAGGGGGGGGAUCCCAACCGGCCGGACUGGCUGCCCACGGCCGAGUACCUCAUUUUCGGUACCUUUUCGACCAAGGCCCUGUCGUAGCAAUCUGUAGAUUCUCUUUCAAUCAUAUAUGUGAAAGAUCAUUGACAGCUUGGCCCUUCGUACUUUGCCUGCGCCUUGAUUGUUCUGUGGUUGCCUCGGUAUGAUUUGCGGCACUUAUCAUUUGUACCAAAUAAUUAUGAUACCCUAGUUCGAUUGCAAACUGUAGCCGCAGUUUUUUGUCAAAAACCAAAACUGAGGAUUUCAUAAUAGUCUAGAGCUGCGUAUUAGAGUGACCGAACCUAUGGAUUAUUCAAAAUGGAUCUUUUAAAAAAAUAUUAAAUGUACUUUAAAGCC
Pseudo-nitzschia multistriata is the source of this 1462-nucleotide messenger RNA. The record is from the annotation of a GenBank genome assembly. Lineage: Eukaryota; Bacillariophyta; Bacillariophyceae; Bacillariales; Bacillariaceae.